UUGGAGAAUUUCUUCUGCUUGGGUUCACCAUUGUCAGUGUUUUUGGCAUUACGUCAAAAUGAAAUAUUCAAAGAAAACUUAAACUUGUUCCCAAUGUGGUUGGCCAAAAAAGUAUAUAAUAUUUACCAUCCUACAGAUCCUGUUGCUUACAGGUUUGAACCAUUAGUUGCAAAAGAUUAUUGUCGCUAUAAACCUGUUGGUAUUCAGGCCCAUGGUAUCAAAUGUGAUUACUCUGAAGUUCCUUUAGAACUAAUUGGAAACAUAGAUACUAGCUUUGAAGAGACUAAUGGAACUGAAGCUAAAGCCCCAGAUGUAAAAAAAGAAAAUGAAACGUCCAUUCGUAGAAUAAGUACUUUGCUUAAUAUGUCAAGCAGCAAUGAUAGUAAAGCCAAUAGUUCAAAUCAGUUUUAAGUUAAUACCUGUCCACUAUCAAGAAAUAGUACUCCAGUUGAAAAUUUGAAUCACCGGUUAGAUUAUAUAUUGAGAGAUAGUAUCGGAGGAUCGGCCAGUAAUUAUUUGUCAAUGUUGUAUACACAUACGUCAUAUUGGUCAAACUACGACGUAGCAUAUUUCAUUUACACUAGGUUAUUCCCCGAACUAGAUAAGACAAUGGAAGAUUUUCUAAAACCUGAAGAGAAAAUCCCCAAUUUUGACUUACAAUAAGAACAAGGUAACAGUUCUAAAGUAAAAAAAAAAUUGACCUCAGCUGUUCACAAUGUUUAUAAUGCUCAAUUUUUUAAACCUAAAUAUAAUAUACAUUAUAUGAAUAAGAGUAAAAUAAGAAAAAAAAAUAUUUGUUUACUG
This is a messenger RNA of Acyrthosiphon pisum (pea aphid), 804 nucleotides long. RefSeq names its product phospholipase DDHD1. Gene Ontology annotation, molecular function: glycerophospholipase activity; metal ion binding. The record is from RefSeq and is a predicted model, not a curated record. Lineage: Eukaryota; Metazoa; Arthropoda; Insecta; Hemiptera; Aphididae. Gene Ontology annotation, cellular component: cytoplasm.